AUGGUAUCAUAUCCACUAAUAAACCCACCUUCAGAUUCUAAAAAGAUGACUAAGCCAACUUCAGGAAACUCAGCCGAAAGCAUUCAGGGUAAAGGAUUACAUAGAGAAGAAUUAAGAGCAUUUUAUGAAAAGGAUGCUAAGGAAGACGAAAAAAGUAAAGCAGAGACAGCUCGCUUAUUGGCUACUACCUAA
Funneliformis caledonium is the source of this 192-nucleotide messenger RNA. Lineage: Eukaryota; Fungi; Glomeromycota; Glomeromycetes; Glomerales; Glomeraceae. The record is from the annotation of a GenBank genome assembly.